AUGAUUGCCAUGGGACUUUUUGGAAAAUUAACAUACCUAGCCGAGUCCUGGAAUCGCUUGGAUUGUUUCAUUGUCUUGGCAGGGACUGUAGAAUAUGCAGUAGAUACAGAAAACCUCAGCAUAUCGGCCAUACGAACAGUACGUGUCCUGCGUCCUUUAAGAGCGAUUAACCGGAUUCCAAGUAUGCGAAUUCUGGUAAUGUUACUACUUGACACACUGCCCAUGCUGGGAAAUGUACUCCUGCUCUGUUUUUUUGUAUUCUUCAUUUUUGGAAUUAUUGGUGUACAGUUAUGGGCUGGUGUAUUACGAAACCGUUGUUUCCUAAACCUCAGUGCAAAUAUUUCUGUUCCAUCAAAAAUGAAUGUGAGUCCUUAUUACAGGCCUCGUGUUGGAGAUUACAUUUGUAGUAAACCCGGAGAAUCAGGAAUGCGAAAAUGUUCCAAUUUACCUUUAUUCUCUUAUGAGGGAAUCAAAUGCAAUGCAAGUGCCAAGGCGAACAGCAACAAUAAUCCUGCAAAUAAUUCAUGUGUCAACUGGAAUCAGUAUUAUACAAGCUGUGAAGCAGGAGAUAAAAAUCCAUUUAGGGGGGCUAUAUCUUUUGAUAACAUUGGAUUGGCAUGGGUAGCUAUAUUUCAGGUUAUAAGUUUAGAGAGUUGGGUAAAUAUUAUGUACUAUGUACAGGAUGCACAUUCAUUUUGGGACUGGGUCUAUUUUGUGGCAUUAAUUGUGAUUGGUUCUUUUUUUAUGAUCAAUUUAUGUUUAGUUGUUAUAGCUACACAAUUUUCUGAGACCAAAAAACGAGAGACUGAAAGAAUGCUCCAAGAACGAAAGCGCUUUCAGUCCUCAAUGAGUCGAGCAUCAUCAUUCAACAGUGGAAUAGUUGGAGGAAGAGGAGGAAGCAGUCGUAACAUUCCUUGGUUGCCUGAUGUCCUAGCAGCACACAGUGGCAAGAAUUUGGCCUUGUCAACAUCAAAUGCAUUAAACACUGAUCAUGAUGUUAAUAAAUUGCAACCAACAACUGAUCGGGGUUUACUUGCAGAAAGUCUCCUUGUUGAUAUCCUUGGAGAAAAGCGUCUAUCUGCCCCUCAAUUGACAUGCACGCUAAGCGAAUGUGACCUGCAUCCUAGUCAUUUUUCUCAUUCAGAACAGGAUAUGUCAGAGAGUGGUGACAGUGAUAUUGAAGGUGAAUGGCGAGAUGAUAUUACAGAACAUGGUAAAUGGAGGAAAAUCAUGGAACAUCAAUUUGUGAAUAAAACCCAAGAGCACAUUAAAAAGAUGGUAGAGAAUAAAUAUUUCCAAAGAGGAAUUUUAUUUGCUAUCUUAAUCAACACACUUAGUAUGGGGAUUGAAUAUCAUAAUCAGCCUGAAGAAUUGACACAAGCACUGGAAUAUAGCAACAUUGUGUUUAGUACUCUUUUUGCAAUUGAAAUGCUGCUCAAGGUAGUGGCAUAUGGCCCAUUUGGAUACAUCAGUGACGGUUUCAAUCUCUUUGAUGGUUUUAUUGUAGUGCUCAGUAUAAUUGAACUGGCGCAGGAUGGUGCAAGUGGGUUGUCUGUUUUGCGUACCUUCCGUUUAUUACGAAUAUUAAAGCUAGUUCGAUUUCUGCCUGCACUACGAAGACAGCUGGUUGUGAUGCUAAAAACUAUGGACAACGUUGCAACUUUUUUUGCACUUCUUAUUUUAUUUAUGUUCAUAUUCAGCAUCCUUGGAAUGAACUUAUUUGGGUGUAAAUUUUGUGGCCAGCAAAGGAUAGUAACUCCCCAGACAUAUUCUUAUGUUCAUCGCAACUGUAGUCGAAAGAAUUUUGAUUCAUUACUGUGGAGAAUGAUCCUUUCCUCAUCUACUGUUCCUCUCUCAGCAACUGUUGUCUUCCACCGGCUCCUUGAAAUCUACAGUUAUCUAUGCCUCCAAUAUUCUAUCAUAGCUAAUUUUGAUUCCCUUCUGUGGGCAUUUAUCACAACUUUUCAGGUCCUCACCCAAGAAGAUUGGAACACUGUCCUUUACAAUGGCAUGGACAAGACAUCCGCUUGGGCUUCACUUUAUUUCAUAGCCUUAAUGACCUUUGGAAAUUAUGUGCUUUUUAAUCUUCUAGUAGCCAUCUUAGUUGAAGGAUUUUCUACAGAGGAAGAUGAAAAACGGAAAGAAAAAGAUAAAGAGAAGAAAGAAAAGAUGGCAGAAAAUAAUAAUAAUAAUAAUGAUGAUAUAAAAGGCUCUCUUCAACUGAAUGAAAGUGAAAUGCAAGAGAAAAAUAAUAAGGAAAAAGAAAAGAAAAUGUUAUCUGUCCCUGCUGCUGGGACUUCUUUAACUACCAGUGUACAUUUGUGUAUGUCAAGGGAACUGCAAGGAAUUCCUCUUUCUGAAGGGCCUGGUAAUCCUCCAAUCAUAACCCAUACUGCUGCAACACCUAUGGCCACCCCUCAGGGGUCCCCUAAUGAGAUGCUAACCAAAGACACCAAUAACAAGCUAUCAGUAAGCAGACCUGUUCUUCAGCGUCAGUCAACAGUUCAUCGAAGUACAUUAUCUGUUGAAUCUUCUGACAGAUCUGUUGGAUCGAUGACAAUUCGUGGGUCUCCACGACCAUCACCCAGAUUGCGUCGCACAAGUAGCCGUGGGAGCACCCGUAGCAGUUGGCGCUUAAAACAUCGUAAAAAAGAAGGAGAUAAAACUAAUCUGAUGGUAGAUAGUCCAUCAGACAGCACUGAUGAUCUUGAUGAUGAUGUCUUUAGCAAUAAGUCCAUCUCUCCUGUUUACACACCAGGAACUCCUAAGUCAACUACCAAUCACAGUGAAUGCAAUGGUCAACCACCACUAAACAAUCAAAGAACGUUUAGUCCACAGAAUUCUAUCAAGAGUCAACAUACAUUUAGUCCUCAAAACUCCAUCAAGAGUCAUCAUUCUUUUACAUCUAAGAACUCUAUUAAGAGGAAUCACAGCUGGAGCCGAAACAAUUCCAUCAGUAGUACAUACAGUAUCCGUAAGUCAUUCAGCCUACAUCGUGAAAAUUCCAUCAACAGUCAUCGUACACACAACUCCACUUCAAGCAGUACAUUUAAAGAAGAAUAUAAAUUGAAUAACCUCAGCUCUGAACUGCCUGAUGUCAAAUCAUCUGUUGAUAAAUGCUUUGAAGUGCUGGAAGAUGACCCGGAUGCAAUGGAUGAAACAAAUUGUGUCUGCUCAUGGUGUCCUGAACCAAAAGGCUGUUUCAAGGAAAGAGAAGAAUAUGCUCUCUAUAUCCUUUCACCUUCAAAUAGGUUAAGAAGAUUAUGCCAUCAUAUGAUUUCAAGACGUUGGUUUGAUUACUCUGUCUUGUUCUUCAUUGCUUUAAACUGUAUUACAUUAGCUAUGGAAAGACCAAGUAUAGCACCUAACAGUGCAGAGCGGUUGUUUCUUACUUAUUCUAAUUAUGGCUUUACUGUGAUAUUUUCUAUGGAGAUGACAUUAAAAGUUUUGGCAAAAGGGUUGAUAAUUGGAAGGCAUGCUUACCUCAAGAGUGGCUGGAAUGUUAUGGAUGGCUUCCUUGUGGUCAUUUCUCUCAUAGACAUUACCAUAUCUGGCACUGCUGAAAGCAGUCCGCGAAUAUUCGGAAUUUUGCGAGUCUUUAGGUUACUUCGUACCUUACGACCAUUACGGGUGAUCAGUCGAGCUCCAGGAUUAAAACUGGUUGUGCAGACAUUGUUAUCAUCAUUGAGACCAAUUGGCAAUAUCGUACUUAUAUGCUGUACAUUUUUUAUUAUAUUUGGGAUUUUAGGUGUUCAGCUAUUCAAAGGAACAUUUCAUUACUGCUAUGGUCCACAUAUCCAAAAUGUUACCAACAGAACAGAUUGCAUGAAAGAUCCAAGAAACCGUUGGCGAAAUCAAAAAUAUAAUUUUGAUAGCCUCGGUCAGGCUCUGAUGGCGCUUUUUGUUCUUGCAUCUAAAGAUGGUUGGGUUAGCAUUAUGUAUACUGGUUUGGAUGCAGUAGGAGUCGAUAUGCAGCCAAAGGAAAAUUACAAUGAGUGGCGUCUGUUAUAUUUCAUCUCUUUCUUACUUCUUGUUGGCUUCUUUGUGUUAAACAUGUUUGUUGGUGUUGUUGUUGAAAAUUUCCACAAGUGCCGAGAGAGUCAAGAGCAGGAAGAACGGGCACGACGAGAUGCAAAACGAAAACAAAAAAUGGAGAAAAAGAAGAAAAAAUUAAGAGAACCACCAUAUUGGUCGUCCUAUUCAAGACCUCGCUUGUUAAUACAUACAGUCAUCAACAGUAAAUAUUUUGACCUAGCAAUUGCUGGUGUCAUUGGAUUAAAUGUUAUCACUAUGGCCACAGAAUAUUACCUCAUGCCUAAUGGGCUGGAAUUUGCUUUGAAAAUCUUCAAUUAUUUCUUCACAAGUGUUUUUAUUUUGGAAGCUAGCAUGAAAAUUGUGGCCCUUGGUUUGUAUCGAUAUAUGCGAGAACGAUGGAACCAACUGGAUAUAGCCAUUGUCAUCCUCUCAGUGGUUGGAAUUGUUCUUGAAGAAAUGGAAAGUAAUGUAAUACCUAUGAAUCCAACGAUAAUACGAGUCAUGAGGGUGCUUCGUAUUGCUAGAGCACCUCCUCUAAUUUCUCUUCCUUCUUUUCUUUCCUUGCCUUCCUUUCUUUUCCUUCUUUACCUUUUUUUCCCUUCUUUCCUUUCUUUUCCUUCUUUCCCUUCUUGCCUUCCUUUCUUUUCCUUCUUUCCCUUUUUUCCCUUCUUUCCUUCCUUUUCCUUCUUUCCUUUCUUUUCCUUCUUUCCCUUCUUUCCUUUCUUGCCUUCCUUUCUUUCCUUUCUUUUCCUUCUUUCCUUUCUUUUCCUUCUUUCCCUUCUUUCCUUUCUUGCCUUUCUUUUUUUCCCUUCUUUCCUUUCUUUUCCUUCUUUCCCUUCUUUCCUUUCUUGCCUUCCUUUCUUUUCCUUCUUUCCCUUUUUUUCCCUUUCCUUUCUUUUCCUUCUUUCCUUUCUUUUCCUUCUUUCCUUCCUUUUCCUUCUUUCCCUUCUUGCCUUUCUUUUUUCCCUUCUUUCCUUUUUUUCCCUUCUUUUCCUUCUUUCCCUUCUUUCCUUUCUUGCCUUCCUUUCUUUUCCUUCUUUUCCUUCUUUCCUUUCUUUUCCUUCUUUCCCUUCUUUCCUUUCUUGCCUUCCUUUCUUUUCCUUCUUUUCCUUCUUUCCUUUCUUUUCCUUCUUUCCUUUCUUGCCUUUCUUUUUCUAA
This is a messenger RNA of Acanthosepion pharaonis, 5193 nucleotides long. NCBI's taxonomy places the organism in Eukaryota, Metazoa, Mollusca, Cephalopoda, Sepiida, Sepiidae. The record is from the annotation of a GenBank genome assembly.